Molecule: messenger RNA, 768 nt
Organism: Nematolebias whitei (Rio pearlfish)
Lineage: Eukaryota; Metazoa; Chordata; Actinopteri; Cyprinodontiformes; Rivulidae
Product: duodenase-1-like
Exons: 5
Coding region: 1-768 (255 amino acids)
Biological process (GO): proteolysis
Molecular function (GO): serine-type endopeptidase activity
Source: RefSeq, a predicted model, not a curated record
AUGAAUGGUCUGGGUAAACUGCUGGUUUUCCACUUUCUGAUGUGUCUUGGACAAACAGUCCAAGGGUUUAAGAUCAUAAAUGGAGAAACAGCCCCAGAGAAUUCAAUGCAGUACAUGGUCUCGGUGCAAACUAAAUACGGUAAACACAUCUGUGGAGGAUUUCUCAUCACUGAGGACUUUGUGAUUACUGCUGCACACUGCAAUGACGAAGGACCUUAUCAAAUUCUUCUGGGAAGCCAUAAUCUCAAGGGGAUGAAUAAAAAAAUGUUGAAAAUUGAAAAUACAUGUAAGCCCUCAACUUAUCAGAACGUUGGGCUCGGUGAUGACAUAAUGCUCAUUAAGUUGUCAGAGAAAGUGCCUCCAAGCAACAUGAUACAAACAAUUCCACUUCCAACGUCUGUGAUCAACCUGUACCAAAAUCAAAUAUGCUCUGUGGCUGGAUGGGGAAAAACUCUUACCAAUAGAUUUGGUGUCAAUGAGCUGAGAGUGGUGAAUGUAUCCAUCAUCAACCGAGAACUCUGCCUGGAGAAAUGGAAUGAGCCCUUUCCUCUCAAUGUGAUCUGUGCUGGUGGAUAUGGCACAACCAAGGGGUUCUGUCAGGGUGAUUCCGGUGGUCCUCUGGUGUGCAACAGCAAAGCUGUCGGUGUUGUCUCGUUCAACAGAAAUGCCAACUGCAACUAUCCAGAUGUACCCAAUGUCUACACAGACAUUUCCAGAUUUCUUCCAUGGAUCAACAAGAUUUUGAAAGAAAACACGUGCCAGCUGUAA